AUGCCUAUCCUCCCUCAUAACACCACGAGUCUCUUGCCAGAUAUAUCUAAUGCUUGCAAUGACCUACGCAAUUGUCAAACUAUGUGGAGUAUCAUCUAUACCUGUCUGCUCAUGAUUAUUGCGUGCGUUUGGACGGCCGUACACCCAGAUAUACCAAAGCCCGGCCAUUCCCUGUUGCCUGGAGUGUCCCGUGGCCCCUUGAUGAUACUUUCACUGGUUGCACCGGAGGUGCUUCUGGGGGAGCGUUGGGAGAUCUCCUGGACGCUCGGAGAAUUAAUAUCAAAAGGAUGCAGGAUGAUCGAAGGGUGGACGGCUACGCAUUCAUUCUUUGUCAUCAUGCAUGGCUUCUUCGACCCAUCCAGAGGAGCAGUGAUUCCCAAGAGGAACGAAGAUCCCUUGGACGUCCUCGGGCAAUACCCUGGCAUAAUUGUGGAGUCUGGGAAUGCUAGGAAGGCCGCAGUAACAAAGGAGGAAAUUCUUGACAAAAGCAAAGGGGACUGGUUUACGAAAUUUAUCGUUAUCCUUCAACUAUUAUGGUUUAUCGUUCAUUACAUUGAACGAUGGACAGGCAGUUUGCAUCGGUCGCAACUCGAGACAAUGACAUUGGCAUAUGCGACACUAAGUGUCAUCGAUUACAUAUUGUGGUGGCAUAAACCCACUCUGAUCCAACUCCCGAUCCGUGUGACGAAAGAUUCCAGCUGUUCUGGUCCUCCGGAUGUCAAUGCCAAUCAGCCAGCGCCCAGUGUGGAGAAUGGGGCAGUUCUGAAUCUCACUCUAGCGGAGGUCGUUGGAUAUGGCCCUGUUUGGGCUACACUGUGGGAAGUAAACUGUUGUAAAAAAUCACAAUACUUGUAG
Messenger RNA from Cantharellus anzutake, 855 nucleotides. RefSeq lists its product as uncharacterized. Bases 1 to 855 code for a protein of 284 amino acids. The record is from RefSeq and is a predicted model, not a curated record. The transcript has 2 exons. NCBI's taxonomy places the organism in Eukaryota, Fungi, Basidiomycota, Agaricomycetes, Cantharellales, Hydnaceae.